CGUCCUAACGGAGCGCACGUGCUUUUAACACUAUCCGCGUUCAUUCGAAUGUGUUGUAACAAUAAAAUGCUCGUGUUUGUUCUUUUUGUAUCCGGACUGAUAUCAUACGUUUCGCCAGAAAGCUGCUUCUACCAACGUUGUCUAAGCUGCCAUCCCCAAGAGAUUAUAUGGCCGGGCACACCCUUAGAGUGUCAUCCAUCAAACUGGGUGUCAGCACAAUGGGUGCACAAUAUAGGACACCCACCACCAUCAACAGACUCAAAAGUACCAAUAGAAUAUCGUUGCUUGAAAAUGGUAGCAACACCAGAUGAUAAAUCAUUUGGCAACACUGUGGACGUUAUUCGAGGCUGCGUACCACGUGCGCAAGUCGAUUCAGUCUGUCUCGCUCUAGAGGCAGUAGAGCGCGCCCGGGGCCAUAGUGAUGCGCGCUGCUUUAUUUGCAACAGGAAUAAUUGCAACUCAGCCGCGCGGAUAAAUCUCGAAAUAGCAACACCGGCCGCCAUUCUGAUUUUAUAUUAUGUUCUAAGGUGAA
Papilio machaon (common yellow swallowtail) is the source of this 532-nucleotide messenger RNA. RefSeq lists its product as uncharacterized. Bases 49 to 531 code for a protein of 160 amino acids. Lineage: Eukaryota; Metazoa; Arthropoda; Insecta; Lepidoptera; Papilionidae. The transcript is spliced from 3 exons. The record is from RefSeq and is a predicted model, not a curated record.